UGGGUCAAUGAGCCGACAAACUUGUGACCCCUCUCUUUCUCUCCUCCACAAUUUCUCUCGGCGUUAAUAAUUUGAUCUAAUCUAAAAAAAAGAAUAAAAAUAAAAAAAAGUACAAUUCAGUUUCUGCUCCGUCUCACCGUGAAGUAUGGCAGUGACGGAUUUCUUCGCCGGAGAGAUUGCCUUCGAGCUCCUCAAGAAGCUACUAAUUAUCUCGAGGAGAGCUUGUUUAUGCAAGGCUAGUGCUGAGCAGCUUGCUCAGGCCAUUCAGAACUUGCUUCCGAUAAUCAAAGAAAUCAUGCACUCCGGAGUCGAAUUACCGCCUCAACGGCAACGACAGCUUGACACGAUUUCACGACGCCUCCUCAGCGCAUCGGAACUCGCCGACAAAGUUCAGCAAUCCGGCCGGUGGAAUGUCUACAGAAAUCUCCGAUACGCGAGGAAGAUGGAGAAGAUCGAGAAAGAGAUUUCUCAAUUCGUCAACGGUCCAAUGCAGUGUCACAUCCUCGCGGAUAUACACCAUACUCGGUUCGAAAUUAGUGAAAUGGCUGAAAGGUUUGAUCGAAUUGAUCAUCGCCUUCGAGGCAUGAAGAUUGGUGGUGUCACUGAUGACGUUAGGAAGAUGGAUCUUGAUGAACAUGAGAUGUAUGAGAGUAAUUAUGUGAAUUUUGGUAUAGAAAUGAAGGUAGCGAUGAGGAAAGUGAAGGAGAUGAUUCUACUUAGGAACGAUAUAACCGUUUCUGGUAUUUGCGGGAUGCCAGGUUGUGGUAAGACGACUCUUGCCAGAGAGCUUCGUAAAGAAGAUGAAGUUAAAAGUUCCUUCAAUGAAAUCCUGUUCCUGACUGUAUCGCAAUCACCAAAAGUGGAAGAAUUGAAAUCGAGAAUUUGGACAAGCAUUCAUGGAGGACCAGCCAAUGCACGCUCACAAUGGAAUCAAAUAUCAGAAUUCAGUAUAGUUAAUAAUAAGCGAGUACUGGUGAUUUUGGAUGAUGUCUGGUCUGAAUCUGUUCUUCAACAGCUUAUAAGUUGCAGAAAUAUCCCUGGCUGCAAAUUCCUUGUGGUGUCUAGAAUCAAGUUCUCGCAAUUGUUCAUCGACGCCACUUACGAAUUGAAGCUAUUGAACCAAGAUGAAUCCAUGUCCUUGUUUUGCCACUUUGCAUUCGGCCAAACAUCCAUUCCUCUUGGCACUAAUCAGAAACUAGUCAAACAGGUGGUGGAUGAAUGUAAAGGCCUUCCUUUAGCACUUAAAGUGAUUGGUUCAUCGUUAAGAGAUCAACCUGAAUUAAUAUGGACAAAUGCGAAGAACAAGCUAUCAAGAUGUCAAUCUAUAGGCGAGUCUCACGAGAAUCAAUUGCUCGAAAGAAUGAAACUAAGCAUUGAUUAUCUCGACUUCAAAGUUCAAGAAUGUUUCAUGGAUUUAAGCUGUUUUCCAGAGGACAUGAGGAUUCCACUCGACGUGUUCGUCAACAUAUCUAUUGAAUUACACGACAUUGAUAAGGAAGAAGCUUUCGCAAUCCUCCUCGAGCUCUCCAACAAGAAUCUCAUCACUCUGGUAGAAGAAACACGAUCAGGGGAGAGUUACAGCAGUUACUACGACAUCUUCAUAACUCAACACGACGUUCUGAGGGAUCUCGCAAUUCACUUGACGAAUAAGAAGGAUGUGAAUGAGAGGAAACGGUUACUCAUGGCGAGAAGAGAAACAGAGCUUCCGAAUGAAUGGAGAAGGAUGAAAGAUGAACCGUUUCGUGCUCGGAUUGUUUCGUUGCAGACAUGUGAAAUGAAAGAACACGAAUGGUUCAAUAUGGAUUUCCCUGAAGCCGAAGUUCUAAUUCUCGAUCUCUCGUCAUCCGAUGAAUAUUUCCUUCCUCCGUUCAUCCAUAACAUGCCGAAGCUCAAAUCGUUAAUAGUGAUCAACCAUGGGAGGAAGAACACAACCAUUAAUAACCUAUCAGUCUUCACAAACAUGAACAACUUAAGAAGCCUCUGGUUCGAGAAAAUAUCAAUCCCUAAACUACUUCCGCCAUUCGAGAAACUUCAAAAGCUAUCUCUAAUACUCUGCAACAUAAACAACAGUCUUCACCAUCCCAAUCUCUUCCCUAAUCUCUCAGAUCUCACCAUAGAUCACUGCAACGAUUUCACCGAAUUACCUAUAACCGUUUGUCAUCUACAACGCCUUGAAUCACUAAGCAUUACAAACUGCCAUGGCCUCCGUGAACUUCCUUCAAACCUGGGGAGACUGGGUUGUUCUUUACGGAUUCUCCGGCUGUACGCCUGCGCCUCUCUGAAGGAACUUCCGGCGGGAAUGGGAGAUCUGAAGCGGUUGGAGUAUGUUGAUAUAUCUGAGUGUGUGAAGGUGAAAUCUUUGCCGGAUGAUAUUGGUGGUAUGGUGAGAUUGGAGAAGAUAGAGAUGAGGCAAUGCCCGCAAAUCUGGAAUGUUCCUGAAUCGGCGGCGGCGUUGGAAUCGCUGAGACGCGUGAUUUGCGAUGAGGAGAUAUCGUGGAUGUGGCGAGAUCUGCAGAACGCUUUGCCUAAUCUUUUUGUUCAAGUUGUGCAGGAAAGGUUUGAUUUGGAUUGGCUUUUAGAAGAUUAGUGUUAUUAUUAUUAUUAUUAUUAUUAUUAUUAUUAUUAUUAUUAUUAUUAUGCUUACCUUUUUCUUAAUUAAAAUAGUAUGUACAUCCUUCAUAAUUCCCUAUUAUUAUUGUACAUUAUUAUUAUUAUGCUUA
Impatiens glandulifera is the source of this 2720-nucleotide messenger RNA. Its product is annotated as probable disease resistance protein At4g33300. Gene Ontology annotation, molecular function: ADP binding. Bases 146 to 2587 code for a protein of 813 amino acids. NCBI's taxonomy places the organism in Eukaryota, Viridiplantae, Streptophyta, Magnoliopsida, Ericales, Balsaminaceae. The record is from RefSeq and is a predicted model, not a curated record. Gene Ontology annotation, biological process: defense response to fungus. The transcript has 3 exons.